AUGGCAGAUCUAGAAAAGCAGACCGUCAACGUUGAGGCUCCCGAACUAGAAAAACAAGACCCUAAUCUGGUCGACUUCGAUGGCCCUAACGAUACGGAGAACCCUUUUAACUGGCCGACAUGGAAAAAGGGACGUCAGUUGGUCCUAAUGGCCUUCAAUACAUUCAUAACUCCUCUAGCCUCAUCGAUGUUUACACCGGGAGUUGGCGAUGUCAUGGCCGAAUUUAAUGUAAAAAGCACCAUGCUGGGUUCUUUUGUCGUCUCCGUCUAUAUCCUGGGCUACUGCUUUGGACCUUUCCUGAUCGCACCGCUAUCCGAGAUCUAUGGCCGUGUCCCGCUGUAUCACAGCUGCAACAUCCUCUUCCUGAUCUUCACCAUCGCCUGCGCUGUCGCCCAGACUAUGCCGCAACUGAUUGUCUUCCGCUUGCUGGCAGGAAUGGCAGGCGUCUGCCCGCUGACUAUCGGCUCCGGCACUGUCGCCGACAUGGUUCCCAAGGAGAAACGUGCCGGUAUCAUGGCCAUAUGGGCGAUGGGCCCUAUUCUUGGACCGGUCGUCGGUCCCGUCGCAGGCGGUUUUUUGGCUGAAGCGGAGGGCUGGCGCUGGGUCUUUUGGGUGAUUGCUAUCACUACUGGAGUGAUGAUGUUCCUGACGAUCAUCUGGUAUCGUGAAUCCUACGGCCCCGUAGUUCUCGAACGCAAAGCCGCUCGUCUGCGCAAGGAAACCGGCAACCCUGAUCUCCGCUCAAUUCACUACAAAGGCAAACUCAGCCCUCAUCUGUUCGCAACCGCGCUAGCCCGCCCAUUGAAGCUGCUCUUCUGUUCCCCCAUCGUGUUCCUUAUGGCCUUGUUCGCCGCCACCACAUACGGCUACCUCUACCUCAUGUUCACCACAAUCUCAACCAUCUUCACACAACAAUACGGGUUCGGCUCCGGCUCCGCAGGCCUAUCGUUCCUGGGCUUCGGAAUCGGCAGUUUGAUGGGCCUGCUCAUCACCGGCGGUGUCUCCAAUCGCAUCGCCCAGGAACAUUCCAAGCGCGGCUGUUUCACCCCGGAAUCCCGACUGUUGCCCAUGAUGGUCGGCUGCUGGUUUAUGCCUGCGGGCUUGUUCUGGUAUGGCUGGUCGGCUGAGAGGGGGGACCAUUGGAUUGUGCCCAUUCUCGGCACCUGGUUCUUUGCCAUUGGACUGAUGGCCGUGUUUAUGUCCACCAGCACUUACUUGGUGGAUUCGUAUCUGCGUUACGCGGCUUCCGUCACCGCGGCUAACACGGCGUUGCGGUCGUUGCUUGGUGCCCUGCUGCCAUUGGCGGGUCCGUCGAUGUAUGCCAGUUUGGGACUUGGAUGGGGUAAUUCCCUGCUGGCGUUCAUUUCGCUGGCGAUGUGCGGCGUGCCGUUCCUGUUCUACAAGUAUGGAGAGAGGAUUCGUACCCACCCGCGUUUCCAGGUGAAGCUAUGA
Molecule: messenger RNA, 1452 nt
Organism: Penicillium bovifimosum
Lineage: Eukaryota; Fungi; Ascomycota; Eurotiomycetes; Eurotiales; Aspergillaceae
Product: MFS transporter
Exons: 3
Coding region: 1-1452 (483 amino acids)
Biological process (GO): transmembrane transport
Molecular function (GO): transmembrane transporter activity
Source: RefSeq, a predicted model, not a curated record